AUGCGCAUGCUCGAAGAUGACGAGUCGAACAACGACGUGGAAGUGAGCUGGGCAGACCAGCAGUCGAUCAACUCCUUCUCGCGGCUCAACAACCUCCUCACCGACGCCGAAGCGACGCUGCGAGCCAAGGUGACCGAGAAGGAAGGAUUGGACGAGAUCGCAGAAGAGAUCGAACUCGUCGACGAGGAGGAAGAGGUCAUGUACCGCGUCGGCGAUGCAUUCGUCUAUGUCAAGCAGGAGAGGGCGAUUGAGAUGCUGAAGAGGGAUGGCGAGAAGCUGGAGGAAGAGAUUGAGAAGUUGAGGAAGCAGGCGAGCGAGUGCGAGGAAGGGAUGGAGAAGCUCAAGGUCGGGCUUUACGCCAAAUUUGGGUCCAACAUCAACCUUGAGAGAGAUUGAGGGACAUUGAUAGGUUAUUAGAGCAAUGAAGACAAGACUGUUCCUAGAAAGCAACGACAGCGUAGAGCAGAAAUCUACAUGAUGGUGCACUCAUCAUCCUUGC
Molecule: messenger RNA, 499 nt
Organism: Acaromyces ingoldii
Lineage: Eukaryota; Fungi; Basidiomycota; Exobasidiomycetes; Exobasidiales; Cryptobasidiaceae
Product: Prefoldin, subunit 4
Exons: 3
Coding region: 1-396 (131 amino acids)
Biological process (GO): protein folding
Cellular component (GO): cytoplasm; prefoldin complex
Source: RefSeq, a predicted model, not a curated record